UCACACAUGCGCAGAAGAGCCUCGCACUCAGCCGGACUGUCACUAGUGACCGGGAGUGUUACAACGUUAGCUUGACUGCUAAAUUCAGGCUUUACAAACCCCUUGCCGUUCGUGUUAAAUAAAAGUUGUACUCCCCUCUUGACUGUCUUCGUGAGGACAUGUUUCUUCGAGAGGUUUGUUUUGUGCGGCUCCGUAUGAUUUAAUCCGGAAACUUGCAGCAUAGAAUGUAAAUUGCAUUUAUCGGCAGUGAACGGACAGUUAGCCACCGUGGAGCUGAAGCAGCUAGCGACAGAGACUUAGUUUGUGGUUCUGACGUUUAAACCUGUGAAAGUUCGUGGUUUAGUGUUACAGGACGAGUCCACUCUCCACGUUUUUGAGACCGUACCUUCUGUGGACACCUCCCCUAACCUUGUUGUCCACUUGAGGACAGAGAGAUUGGAGGCGGUUACAGUGAACCCAAAACCACUGACCAAGUUUCAUGCAGCAGAAAGAAGGAAGAUCCAGGUUAUCUGCCUGAAACCUUAACCCACUAGGACAUGUGAAGGUUGAAAAGAAGGAUUGUGAACAGGAGAAUCCCAAGUGGCGUGACUGAGGAUGGCUGAGAUGAUGAAGGUUGAAGCAGAUGAACCUGGAGGGAUCAGCUCGGAGCCCCCCGUACCUGCAGCCUCGAUAUCAGAACUAGAGGAGGAAGCACAAGACAGCAAAGAUAUCAUCUAUCAGAUGUUGGUGAUUAAAGAAGAGGUUCCCUAUGACUGGGGCUCCAGUUCGGACCAGCAGGAUCCAAACUCUAACGAGGAGGCGGCAGUUUGGCUCUGUCAGGAUGGAGAGGUGCUUACUGUGAAAAUUGAAGAUGAAGAGAAGCCUGAGCUAUCAGAACUUUGUCCAUUUAAAACCAAUGACAACAGAGAUGCUCAAUCUCAGAAUAGCAGUUUAUCUAAACAGAUGGAAACAUACCCUGAUGGAGGGGACUGUGGAGGACCAGAACCAGACAGAAAUGUAGAUCCGUUGUGUUUCUCUACGCAAGACCAAGUAAAAGUUUGCAAACGAGGUAAAAGCUCUGAACUUUCUCUGAAACUUAUGAGUCAGAGUGGAGUUCAUGCCAGAAAGAAACAAUUUGAUUGCAAUUUUUGUGGUAAAAUAUUUAAACAUAGGACUUCUGUUAAAUUACACAUGACGAUUCACAGUGGAAAAUUAGAACAUAGCUGUUAUCUUUGUGGAAAAGGAUUUAGAGAGAAGAGUUCUCUUAAAACUCAUAUGAUGCUCCAUACUGGGGAGAAACCAUUUGCAUGUGAUGUUUGCUGUAAAAAAUUUCCUACAAAGGCAAAUCUGAAAACUCACAUGAAUGUCCAUUCGGGAGAAAAACCUUUUUCAUGUGAUAUUUGUGGUGCAAUAUUUAAGGUAAAGGAAAGUCUUAUUAACCACAUGUGGAUUCACACCACAGGAAAACCAUUUGUUUGUAGUGUUUGUAGUAAGGGAUUUUCACGCCAAGGAAUCCUAAACAGACACAUGCGCAUUCACACAGUAGAUAAACAGUUUAUUUGUGGUGUUUGUAGUAAAGGAUUUUCCCGGCAAGGGAAUUUAAAGAGUCACAUGAAUGUUCACACAAGUGAGAAAUCGUUUAUUUGCAGUGUGUGCAGUAAAGGAUUUUCUGAACAUAGGAGCUUAAAAACUCACAUGCGUGUUCACACAGGGGAGAAACCAUUUAUAUGUGGUGUUUGUAAUAAAGGAUUUUCCCAACAAGGGAAUCUAAAAAUUCACAUGCGUGUUCACACAAGUGAGAAACCUUUUACAUGUAGUGUUUGCAGUCAAGAAUUUUCUUUAAAAGUUAGUCUAAAAGCUCACAUGUGUGUUCACACAAAAGAGAAACCAUUUAUUUGUAGUAUUUGUAGCAAAAUAUUUUCAUGGAAACAGAGCCUAAAAAAUCACAUGCGUGUUCAUACAGGUGAGAAACCGUUUAUUUGUAGUGUUUGUAGUAAAGGAUUUUCACAGAAGGAGACUCUAAAAAGUCACAUGCGUGUUCACACAGGUGAGAAACCGUUUUUUUGUGAUGUUUGUAGUAAAGGAUUUUCUCUAAAAGCGAUCCUAAAAACUCAUAUGCGUAUUCACACAGGCGAGAAACCGUUUACCUGUAGUGUUUGCAGCAAAGAAUUUUCACAGAAAGAGACCCUAAAAAGUCACAUGCGUGUUCACACAGGUGAGAAACCGUUUGUUUGUGACAUUUGCAGUAAAGGAUUUUCUCUAAAAGGGAAUUUAAAAAGUCACAUGCGUGUUCACACUGGCGAGAAACCGUUUACUUGUGAAGUUUGUUUAACAGGAUUUUUACAAUCCAGAACUCUGAAAACACACAUGGCUGUUCACACUGCACAAUUUAGCUGUAGUGAGUGUGGCAAAAAUUUUGUAAAGGAAAUACAGCUGGAGCGACACAUCCGACUCCACUCUGAGGAGAGGCCAUUUGGUUGUGAUGUCUGUAAGAACAGAUUUAAUCACAAACACUGUCUUGAAAGACACAUGAAACUCCAUUUAGGAGAGAAACCGUCCAUGUGCGGUGUUUCCUGUCAAGCAUUUUCAUAACAUGGAGUUCUGCAGAAACACAUCAAUAUUCACGAGGGCUGAAACUAACAAUUAUGACAACAGUCAACUAAUCUUUUGACUGCUCAAUGAUAAUUUCAAUCUGUAGCUUACUGUUUUGUAAUCCACAAUGGUAAACAUUUUGUUCCACAUUCUCCCUUGUCUGUACAGCUGUGAAUUUCAUCUCAAUGGCAAUGCGCUUUCACAAAAAUUGGGAUUGGUGAACUUCAACUUUUUUUUUCUUAGAUCUCUUGUUCCUGUUGAACAUCUGAAACACUGGAGAUGACUCAGUCCUGAACUUUUUUCUUUGAUUACAAAUUAAGCUUUCCAGCGUAAUCUGUAAUUUUUCACUCCUUCACUUUAGGAAGAUGCAAGGAAGUAAAUGUUAAUGCUUUGUGACAUAUAAAAGUAUUAUAUUAGCGCAACCAUGAAAACUACAAAAUAAAAAAUCCUAAAUAAACAGGUUCUCAGGUACUUAGGAUGGGAACUGAUCGUUGAAUCAUUCAAAAAGAAGGGAAUGGAUAAUCUUGAUUUAUUGACUUACCUGUGAAAAUUCAUUUUUUACAUUUUUAAAUAAAAAAAUUUAUGAUUUUCCUUAAAUAAAAUAUGACAAUUUCUUACCAGCCUCCGAUUUAACAAAAUCAGUUUGGAAGGAGUACAUUCUCUUUACCAGGAAGUCAUACUUUGUAGAAGAAAACAUAAAUUUACUUAUAAGAAUCAAAAUAUUGACAAUAUUGGGAAUUGAAUGUAUAUAUUGGUCCUAGGGACUAAUAGGAUAUAUAUCUCAUUAGCAAUCUUGCAAAUAUAUUUUAAUGAUAAAGAAACAACCUUAAAUCUACCUUAAAGUAAAUUUCCAAAGGUUUCUGACUGUGGAGGAGUCCUAACUCAAGACUAGGGUUAUCUUUAGAUAGUAGAUUUAUUUUUAAAAUCUUAAUUUUGUAAAUAACAAAGAUUUAAAUGGACAUGCCACAUAAUUUUAUCUGUUCACAUGUUUCAUGUGAGGAUACAAAUGACUACAAAGAAACAGAACCUAGGAAACUAUUAACCAGUUAUCAACUAACUUUGGGUACUUCUGAGCUAUCAGACUUUGCUUUGUUUGCCCUGUUAAUGCCUUUUCUGUUUUUAAUUCAUGUGGUGUUGAAUACACUUUGAGGAAAAAGUUGGAUUAUUAUUAGUUGAGACAUGGCAAAAGGACAGAAUUUUGUAUUUUAAUUAAACGUGUCCUCCAAAGUUCUGUUUUUACCACACCUUGCCAUAGAGUCUCUUUAACCCAAAUAAAACUGUACUUUGUUUAAAUGGCUCAUUACUUUUAAAAUUUUGCUCCAUAAAGGAGAUUUGCAUAAUUCAUUUUAGAAUUUGGCCUUCUGGUCCAGAUGGUUAAUUUUGCUGAAUUUAAAGACUUCAGUUAAUUAUUAUAUCUCGCAUAUGUCCCUUGCUGUAAAGUUGCCUCAGAUUUGUAUUGUCUAACAUUAAAGCUCAAGGUCUUGGUAGCAUUUUCCUUGGACAAAAGCCUUUUGUUGAGUGACCAAAAGACAAGGUAUUGUGGAGUCUGUGGUUCACUUAAAUGGAGAAGCAUGCUGAUAUUAGUUUACUCCUGUUAAGGGCUUUUUUGAAAUAAAAUACUUUAUUCAGAUAA
This is a messenger RNA of Xiphophorus hellerii (green swordtail), 4204 nucleotides long. Its product is annotated as gastrula zinc finger protein XlCGF26.1-like. The transcript has 3 exons. Gene Ontology annotation, biological process: regulation of immune system process; regulation of cytokine production; negative regulation of transcription by RNA polymerase II. Gene Ontology annotation, cellular component: nucleoplasm. The coding region runs from base 595 to 2571 and encodes 658 amino acids. Gene Ontology annotation, molecular function: DNA-binding transcription repressor activity, RNA polymerase II-specific; RNA polymerase II cis-regulatory region sequence-specific DNA binding. The record is from RefSeq and is a predicted model, not a curated record. Lineage: Eukaryota; Metazoa; Chordata; Actinopteri; Cyprinodontiformes; Poeciliidae.